Molecule: messenger RNA, 2390 nt
Organism: Aspergillus ibericus CBS 121593
Lineage: Eukaryota; Fungi; Ascomycota; Eurotiomycetes; Eurotiales; Aspergillaceae
Product: IlvD/Edd family dehydratase
Exons: 3
Coding region: 428-2389 (653 amino acids)
Molecular function (GO): hydro-lyase activity
Source: RefSeq, a predicted model, not a curated record
GGACUUUCUUUACUCGACUAGUUCCGUCCAUGGUGAUGCAGAUGUAUAUUCAAUUGACAUGGUAUCACACCUGUCUGGGAUAGAUGUUAAUAUAAAGCAACGGCGGAUGAGAUCUACCGAUGCAGGGCUAUACGAAAUGCCGGGUGGAGCCAAGUGGUUGCAUGACGUAGCCCGGGCCAUUACCACCCGACCGGAAACUCAUGUUCCGAGGGUCGCAACAACACCACCAUCUCCUCAAGGUUAGUUUGCUGGAUAUCAAAUCGGAUGCUUUUAAUCCACUGGCAUUGCCGGUGCCGCGGGUAGCGGUUACAGGGCUCGAUGAGACUCCAUGUUUCGGCGCGCAUAAAGGACCAGCGCUCGUCAUUCACCCGGACUGGUUCUUCCCACCUCGAGUUCUAGAGAUUAUCUACGGUUUCCCAUCGCAGCCAUGCCGUGUGGCUCUUCCAAAACGUGCCAGGGUUGCUCCUGUGCGCCAACAGAUGCGCCACCAUCGAUCAACAUCGAAGAUUGCCUGAAAGAGCUCGAACUGCUACGGAAGCGCAAUUGUGAGUUGGAGGAGACGCUCAAGGUCCGCACAGAGCCAAAACCCAAGAUCCCGAUCAGCACCCCGGGUCGGCCGCUACGCUCAUCGAAAUGGUUCAACUGCCGCGAUGAUCCCGGGAUGACGGCCAUCUACAUGGAGCGAUACUUUAAUUUCGGCAUCACCCGAGAGGAGCUAAUGGCUGGAAAACCCAUCAUCGGAAUCGCCCAAUCAGGAUCCGACCUGGCGCCUUGUAAUCGACACCACCUGGAACUUGCUAAGCGGGUUCGCGAAGGUAUCCGCACCGCCGGCGGAAUCGCCAUCGAGUUUCCGACCCAUCCUAUCCAAGAGACGUCGCGGCGCCCGACGGCGACACUGGAUCGGAAUUUAGCGUACCUGUCACUGGUGGAAAUCUUGACCGGUUACUUUCUGGAUGGAGUGGUCUUGCUUACGGGAUGUGAUAAGACGACUCCCGCCUGUCUGAUGGCCGCGGCGACAGUUAACAUUCCAGCCAUCUGCAUGAACGUGGGACCCAUGUUGAAUGGAUAUUCCCGGGACAAGCUGACAGGCUCGGGUUCCGUGCUGUGGAAGGGACGGGAGAUGUAUGCAUCAGGCGAGAUCGACGACAAGGAGUUCAUGGACUACAUCGCGCGAGGAACCCCAUCAGUCGGACACUGUAACACGAUGGGUACGGCGUCGACGAUGAAUGCACUGGCAGAGGCGUUGGGAAUGGCCCUCCCCGGGUCGGCUGCGAUUCCUGCACCAUACAGGGAGCGAGGGCAGUGUGCCUACGAGACGGGCUGUCGGAUUGUGGAAAUGGUGGCAGCGGAUCGAAAACCCAGCGAUCUGAUGACCCGCGAGGCGUUUGAAAAUGCCAUUGUCGUGAAUGCCGCGAUUGGUGGCAGUACGAACGCCCCGAUUCACAUCAAUGCGAUCGCCCAGCAUGUUGGGGUGGGAGUGACCAUGGAUGACUGGGACCAGAUCGGGUCCGAGAUUCCGCUGCUAUUGAAUAUGCAGCCCUCGGGAGAGUAUCUGGGGGAGGAGUAUCAUCGGGCGGGAGGUCUCCCUGCCAUUCUAGCUGAACUACUCGACGCCGGAAAGAUUCAUCCGAAUGCCAUGACAUGUACCGGUCAGACCAUAGCAGAGAACAUCCGCGGCAAGCAUUCGUGGGACCGACGGGUGAUCCGUCCCUACGAUGACCCGCUGAUGAGCCACGCUGGGUUCAUUCAUCUCUCUGGUACGCUCUUUGACUCGGCCAUUAUGAAAGUCUGUGCGAUCUCGCCGGCCUUCCGUCAACGAUACCUCUCCGACCCCCAAGAUCCCGAUGCGUUCGAGGGCCCGGUUGCUGUCUUUGACGGGCCGGAAGAUUAUCACCGACGACUGGAGCACAUGGACCAGAUCAAUGAGCGGACCAUCCUAGUCAUGCGCGGUGUCGGGCCACGGGGGUACCCGGGAGCUGCGGAAGUCGUGAAUAUGCAUCCGCCCAGUCGGCUGUUGAAGCAGGGCAUCGACGCGUUGUUCUGCAUUGGAGAUGGGCGGCAGUCCGGCACCUCAGGUUGUCCCUCCAUUCUGAAUGCAAGCCCGGAGGCGGCCGUCGGAGGCAAUCUGGCCAUUUUGCAAGACGGGGAUCGUCUUCGCAUCGACCUGCUGAAGCGGCGAGUCGAUAUGCUCCUCAGCUCAGAGGAGAUUCAACGCCGUCGACAGGUGUUGGAAGCCAAUGGGGGCUUCCAGAUCGUGCCCAGUGGCACGCCGUGGCAGGAGAUCUUCCGACAGGAGACGGACCAGCUAGGGAACGGCAUGGUGCUGCGUACGGCUGUCAAGUAUCAGCAAUUGGCACAACAAGGGGAUGGACCGCGGCAUAAUCAUUAAC